AAGAUCGGGGAGCGUCCGUCCGAAACAGCGGACGGACGCUCAGCUCAGUUGUGUGCAGACCGCACAUCGGGGUUGCUCGUAUCGCUUGCGCGAGCUUUGUAAUUAUUGUCACAUUCUUUCAGAUUCGUCCAUACGAUAUUCCUACGAUAUUACGAUAGAACAGAUCAAGCGCGAGCAACGACGGUCGUGCUCCGCAGCGAAGAGCUGUUGUUGCGUGUCGAGUAUCGGUAUAUGGCGAAAAUCCGGCAUAGCACGAGGGACAAUCGUCAACGGCGUAGUAGGAACUCUCCACAUUCUACAGCGUUGUUCGCUUCCGACGGUCGAGCGUGCGGUCGUCGAUCGAGCGAGACGCGAACUUGUCGAGUCUGGUUGCGGAUUUUAAUCCCGGCUCCCCGUUGUACCUCGUGGCGUCCCGCUGAGUGUCAGUUCGCCGAGCAUCCAUACGAGGAAGCACACGUUGGCCGGUAGACGAGCAGCGUACGAGCAUCAGGAACGACGCGGCACCUCCGGCCGCGAUUGACUACGAAUUCGCUGAGCGUAGGACGGAAUUAUGUGCGACAGCGAGCCACGCAGAGCUUGUUAUCAGUGUCGUAACGUAAUCGGCUGUUGGCCGAUUGACUUUUGAUACGAGCACAUGUGGAGAAUCAUCGUCGACAGUACCAACGGAUACGCAGCGAGGUAAUCGGCAACAGCACACCGUCGUCGCACAUCGUCAGUAACGAAAUAGAAUGAACGGAUUCAGCACCGGCGAGGAGGACUCCAGAGGAGCGGCCGAUCAGAUUUGUUGUCUCGUUGACGAGGGCGAGCGAUGUUCCCGCCCGGCUGGCAACGCGUCCUACAGCAAGCGAAUCCAGAAGACCGUCACACAACGACGGCUCAAGCUCAAUCUUGAUCACAUGGCACGUCACAUAUAUAUCUGCGACUACCAUAAACAAGUGAUUCAGUGUGCAAGAACCAAACAGCAACAGCAACGCAGACGAAAAGAUUCUGAAGAAGAUUCUGGUGAGACUGAUAAUGAUCUUCCAGAAGUUGAUCUAUUUCAAUUACAAGUUGGCACUCUGAGGCGAUACAAAAGGCACUAUAAGGUUUCUACUCGCCCAGGACUCAAUAAGGCUCAGUUGGCAGAUACCCUUAUGAAACAUUUCAAGACCAUCCCAGUUGUAGAGAAGGAAGCCUUGACUUUUUUCAUAUAUACAGUCAAGACCAAUGCGAACAAGCUUGAUCAGAAAAACGGUUUAAGUAGUAGCGACACAACAUAGCCCGACCAAUGGGAUUUCUCUAUCUUAAUAUUACUACUUAAUUAUAUAAGUUAUCUAAUAUCAUAUCCAUUUCUACUUGUUAAUAUAUACU
Messenger RNA from Harpegnathos saltator (Jerdon's jumping ant), 1350 nucleotides. RefSeq names its product SIN3-associated polypeptide 30 (gene Sap30). The record is from RefSeq and is a predicted model, not a curated record. Lineage: Eukaryota; Metazoa; Arthropoda; Insecta; Hymenoptera; Formicidae. The transcript has 3 exons. Gene Ontology annotation, biological process: regulation of DNA-templated transcription. Bases 729 to 1259 code for a protein of 176 amino acids. Gene Ontology annotation, cellular component: histone deacetylase complex. Gene Ontology annotation, molecular function: transcription coregulator activity; protein binding.